Messenger RNA from Vitis vinifera (wine grape), 1236 nucleotides. RefSeq names its product PLAT domain-containing protein 3. The record is from RefSeq and is a predicted model, not a curated record. Bases 489 to 1016 code for a protein of 175 amino acids. Gene Ontology annotation, molecular function: protein binding. Lineage: Eukaryota; Viridiplantae; Streptophyta; Magnoliopsida; Vitales; Vitaceae. The transcript is spliced from 2 exons.
GGAGGGAAGACGCUCCUCGUGAUAUGGACUAUGAAAAAGUAAGGAAAAGGAGGGCCCACAUGCAAUUUCUGGGCAAGUGAGUCCAGAAUCGGCCACACAUUACGCUGCCCAAUGUGCCCUUGUCCUAUGCCCCUUCCGCCACAAUUUCCCCGUAUUCACCAUCUAUCAUAAUGAGCAUGGAAUCAAAUUCAUUAUUAACGUGCCAACAAAACCAUUUCCUCCGUCACAUUCUUGUCUAUCCACUUUUAAUCCUACACGUACACCUGUCUCCUGCUGGCUUUCCUUUGUAACCAUCAGGAUUCAUGUCGUCAGUUGAUUAUCCAGAGAAUAACACGUGUCCCUCAACAGCCUUCCCCUACUGUUGCAAAAGCACCAGAUCAUCCCGCGGAUAUGGUAAAAACCGUACCACCAUGUGAAACAUCGUCUCAAAUUUGUGUAUAUAAAGGCGCGUUUGGAUCGUAUGAUGUCUAUCAUACCUCCGCACAGCCAUGGGACUCAACAAUCUCUUCGUCCACCUCUUGAUCCUCUUCUCCCUCGCCGUCGCCGGUCUCUGUGAUGAUGAUUGCAUCUUCACGGUGUACGUGAGAACCGGAUCUGCGAUAAAGGGAGGCACGGACUCCAUCGUCAGCUUACGCCUCUACGACGCCAACGGCUGGUAUGUCGAGAUCCCUAACCUGGAGGCCUGGGGAGGGAUAAUGGAGCCUGGGCACAACUACUACGAGAGGGGCAAUCUGGACAUUUUCAGCGGGAGAGCGCCGUGCUUGACCGCGCCGGCGUGCGCCUUGAACCUCACUUCCGACGGAUCGGGCGACAACCAUGGCUGGUACUGUAAUUACGUGGAGGUGACCACAACGGGGCCCCACGUACCCUGUGCUCAGCAGCUGUUUACAGUGGAGCAGUGGCUGGCCACCGAUAUCUCUCCUUUUGAACUCACCGCCAUAAGGAAUUCCUGUUCCUACGGCGUUGACCGUCUGUCUCAUGCCGUGAUGAAGUCUUCUGCUUCGUCUAGUAUGUAAGAAGUGAGAAGCAAUUAAAGUGUAGUAGGGUUUUGGAUGUCUGCCAUUUUAGAAUGGAUAAGAUCCAUCUCUUUCUGUCUCAGUCUCUCAGAUUUGUACCCUCAGUGUGUGUAUGAUGGACUACUACUGUCUUAAUUACAUCGCCCAAUAGGGCUUCUUCUUUACCUUCUCACAUCCUCAUUUCUGUUCGUAAUGAUGCGAAUACAAGUAAAUUUGUUGA